UUCAAAUAUUAAUUUACAUAAAUACAAAAAGUUUAUUUAUGUUUCGUCACACCCUACAACGCUUUAUUAAUAUAAAAUAAAAUAAAAAAAGAAUUCCAACACAUUGGGUAAAAACAAAAUUAAAAUGCGCAAUAAAAUGAAAAUUGAAGAGUAUUUAAAUUUUCCCGAAUAAAGAAAAGUCACUUUUGGUUUACAAGCAGGCGCCAGCGCACCACCACCACCGUUGCUGCUACAAAAAUGCAAAACCCCUUUCUUCUCUCUCUCUCUCACCGAAAUCCCCUUUCAGACCAAACAUCGAACACUCUUACUGCAAUUUCGCAAUCUUCUUUCUCUCUCCUCUCCUCCGCAACAACAAGGAUCACUUUCUCUCUCUAAAUCACCACAAUUUGGAUUCAAUUUCCGCAAGUGAGUGAAUCCGACGCGAAAUUCUCUCUCUUUAAUCUCUCAAAAAACGAAAUUCCGAUGACACAACUGAAGCCCAUACUCUCACACUUAGACCCGAUCAUCCCCUCCUCCACCGGAAAAUUCAAAUCGCCGCCGUAUGCCUUCCACCGCCUCCGCUUCCACCCGAGGCUCACUCUCUGGUCCUUCCUCCUCCUCUUUUUCCUCCUCCUCUUCUUCCUCUGCUCGCCCCCCGCCGCCUCCCCCGCUGGGAAGCGCCGGAGCCUCCACACCACAAGCCUCUCCCCGGGGCCCCGGCUGAGCCCGAAUUGGGAAGUGAAGGCCCGAAAUUCGGCCCGGCCGCAGUCGAAGGCGGGCGGGCUCACGGUCCUGGUGACCGGCGCCGCGGGCUUCGUCGGGACCCACGUGGCGAUGGCUUUGAAGAAGCGCGGCGACGGAGUGGUGGGCCUCGACAAUUUCAACAGCUACUACGAAACCGGGCUGAAAAAGGCCCGAAAGAGCCUCCUCGAGCGCCACGGCGUCUACAUAAUCGAGAGCGACAUCAACGACGCGGCGCUGCUGGCCAAAUUGUUGGAGAUCGUGCACUUCAGCCACGUGAUGCAUCUGGCCGCGCAGGCAGGGGUCCGCUACGCGAUGCAGAAUCCGAGCUCUUACAUCCACAGCAACGUCAACGGCUUCGUCAGCUUGCUCGAGGCCUGCAAAAAUGCAAACCCUCAGCCCAGCAUAGUGUGGGCCUCGUCGAGCUCCGUUUACGGCCUCAAUUCGAAGGUCCCCUUCUCGGAGAAGGACAGGACCGAUCAGCCCGCCAGCUUGUACGCCGCCACCAAGAAGGCCGGCGAGGAGAUCGCCCACACUUACAACCACAUCUACGGCCUCUCCAUUACCGGAUUGCGUUUCUUCACGGUCUACGGGCCGUGGGGAAGGCCCGACAUGGCCUAUUAUUUCUUCACAAAGGAUAUACUGAGAGGAAAAGAGAUCAAGAUUUUCGAAGGGGCUAAUCACGCUACUGUGGCCCGAGAUUUCACCUACAUUGAUGAUGUGGUGAAGGGUUGCUUAGCGGCGUUGGAUACGGCGGGGAAGAGCACCGGGAGCGGAGGGAAGAAGCGCGGGGCGGCGCAGCUGAGGAUUUACAAUUUGGGGAAUACGAGCCCUGUGCCUGUAGGGAAGCUGGUGAGCAUCUUGGAGAAGUUGCUCAAGGUGAAGGCGAGGAAGAAGGUGCUGCAGAUGCCGAGGAACGGCGACGUUUUGUUCACCCACGCCAACAUAAGUUUGGCGAGGAAGGAGCUUGGCUACAACCCCACCGUUGAUUUGGAGACUGGGCUGGCCAAGUUUGUCAAGUGGUAUGUUGGCUACUAUGCUUCCAAGAAGAAGACUGCGUGGUGAAUUGGUGUGUGUUCAUCUAUUACCAUUGCCUUUGCUGAAUAAUUAUUAUCUCAUUACCUUUUGCAGCUGUGUUUUUUCAUUCUUUUUCACUAGGCCAUUGUACAUUAGUUUUUAGUACAAAGAUUAUGAACCAUUUUACUUGGGAAGUGUUUGAGUUUUGCUGUUAAAAUUUAUUUUAACUGCUUCAA
This is a messenger RNA of Salvia miltiorrhiza (redroot sage), 1973 nucleotides long. RefSeq names its product UDP-glucuronate 4-epimerase 3-like. Lineage: Eukaryota; Viridiplantae; Streptophyta; Magnoliopsida; Lamiales; Lamiaceae. The coding region runs from base 463 to 1785 and encodes 440 amino acids. The record is from RefSeq and is a predicted model, not a curated record. The transcript has a single exon.